This is a messenger RNA of Chelonoidis abingdonii (Abingdon island giant tortoise), 2497 nucleotides long. It is a transcript of the gene KCNK13, whose product is annotated as potassium two pore domain channel subfamily K member 13. The record is from RefSeq and is a predicted model, not a curated record. Gene Ontology annotation, cellular component: plasma membrane. Gene Ontology annotation, biological process: stabilization of membrane potential; potassium ion transmembrane transport. Gene Ontology annotation, molecular function: outward rectifier potassium channel activity; potassium ion leak channel activity. Lineage: Eukaryota; Metazoa; Chordata; Testudines; Testudinidae.
AUCAGCUCGGACCUGGGAUGUUCACCCCUCGGGCUAGCGAGCUCUAGCUUGACUCCGCGUGGUCCGUGCGAGGCGUCGCUCCGCGUUAGCGAUCGGUUACUACCGAGCCGUGUUAGCCAGCAGAUGCCAGGCUCUGUCUGGGCUUCACGCUCCCGCGGGGCGCCGGGUUUGAUUUGAGCUGAGGAAGUUUACAAACCCGGCGUUGAUAGGGAGCGAAAGCCGAUGGGGACUUUCCCUGGGCAGGGAGAUACCCCAGGUCUCCAGCUUCAGUAUUCUAUCUGAUCCGAAUUGAUAAUUCUAGGUUCCACUCCACUUUCUUCGGCGCAAGUCCCGUCCUGAGAGUCACAGGCUCUGCUGGGCUCUUUCCCCACUGUUCACGCUGACCGUGAUGUGCACUAUGCAAGGAUUUGCACUGUGCAAGGAUUGAGGCGCUGGGGACGGUUUGGUGAGCAUGGAGCGGGCUGCUCUGAUCUUUCCACUGCAUUUUAACGUCGAGGGGGGACUCCUGCGCGGCUGCAUGCUCGGGAAGUUCCCGCGGCCGCUCUGAAGGCGCAGACAUGCCGGGAAAGGUCAGGGACAGGAUGGCUCUGACCUGUGUGAAGGAAAGGAAGGAGGUCUCGCUUUGGGGGCAUGGAGAGAUGAAGUCGCACGUGUGCACCUGAGCGCUCGGGAGGCAGCCGCUUCUCAUGGAGUUCGGUCACUCUCAUCCCUCGUGGCAAGCUGAAGUUGCGUUGUUGGGGUCCCUUAACUAAGUGGAGGCGUGUGGGGCGGAGGAAGGAAAGGAUCCAAAACUUGACGAGAAGAGCAGAGCAGAGCAGGCUGUGUCGGGCGCCCCGGAGCACAGGUUGUUUGCCCGAGGACGGAAAGUCACUUUCUGAGCCAGCAGACCCAAGUGGGAGUCUUGAGAAAUGGCCCGGAGCGCCCGAGAAUGAGCUCCAGUUCCCAGAGCCGACGGAAGGGCGGGAAAGUGGGGGUAAAGAUUCACGAAGCGCUGCACGCCUCUGUCAUCCAAGUGCCCUGGAGAGGCCGCCCAGAUCCGCCGGCAGAGAUGCGGGGUGGCCAUGGAUCGCGCUGCUCACGGCCCCUGGCACCCCUGGCCCCGGGAGUAUAAUCCAGGACGCAGCUACGCUUGUCGGAGUUUGGGGGAGCUGCGGUCGGGAGCAAACGUUGUGCCGGGCUCCAGCAGCCCCCUCGGCCUGGUCCCCCGGGGCGAAGAAUGGCGUGGCGCGGCUGCUGCUGCUCCAGCCUGGGUCACCUGAACGAGGAUAACGCCCGCUUCUUGCUGCUGGCCGCGCUCAUCAUCCUGUACAUGCUGUGCGGGGCCGCCGUGUUCUCGGCCAUCGAGCUGCCCACCGAGAGGGAAGCCAAGGAGAGGUGGGAGGAGAGGUUCGUGAACUUCAGCCAGAGGCACAACCUAAGCCGGGCAGAGCUGCAAGACUUCCUCCGGGAGUACCAAGAGGCCAGCGUAGCCGGGAUCCGGGUCGAUGACAUCAGACCCCGGUGGGAUUUUACCGGGGCCUUUUAUUUUGUGGGGACUGUGGUUUCAACAAUAGGGUUCGGCAUGACCACCCCAGCCACCGUUGGAGGAAAAAUUUUUCUGAUAUUUUAUGGCCUUAUAGGAUGUGCAGGGACCAUUUUAUUCUUUAACCUGUUCUUGGAGCGCUUGAUCACGGUCAUAGCCUACAUCAUGAAAUCCUGCCAUGAGAGACAGCUGAGGAGAAAAGGGGUCCUCCCUCAUGACAGCUGGCGAGGCUCAGGGAACUCUGACGUGGACAGCUUGGCAGGGUGGAAGCCAUCCGUGUACUAUGUCAUGCUCAUUUUAUGUGUAGCAUCACUCAUCAUUUCCUGUUGUGCCUCUGCAAUGUACACACCGAUUGAAGGGUGGAGUUACUUUGACUCACUUUACUUUUGCUUCGUGGCCUUCAGCACUAUUGGUUUUGGUGACCUGGUCAGUAGCCAAAAUGCCCAGUAUGAAAGCCAAGGCCUUUACCGAUUUGGCAACUUUGUCUUCAUACUCAUGGGGGUUUGCUGUAUCUAUUCCUUAUUUAAUGUGAUUUCAAUUGUUAUCAAACAGUCCAUAAACUGGAUAUUAAAGAAGCUGGAUUGCAGGUGCUGCCCCAGAUGCCAAAGAAAAUUCUUUAGGUCACGGAGGAAUGUUGUGAUGCCAGGGAACGUGCGGAGCCGGCGGAACAUCUCCAUUGAGACUGAUGGCGUCAAUGAGAGCGACACAGAUGGACGCCGACUGUCUGGCGAGAUGAUCUCCAUGAAAGAUUUCUUAGCCUCCAACAAAGUGUCACUGGCCAUCAUGCAGAAACAGCUGUCAGAAACUGCCAAUGGCUACCCAAGGCAGUUGAACUCUAGUUCUAAACAUAAUGGAUUCUCUGGCGGGGUAGGAGCCCUAGCGAUCAUGAAUAACAGGCUGGCAGAGACAAGCGUGGAUAGGUAAAAAAAAUUAGAAGAUGGGAAAUGCAUCAACAAGUAUAGAAGUAACUAGGGA